This is a messenger RNA of Acanthopagrus latus (yellowfin seabream), 7482 nucleotides long. RefSeq names its product nuclear FMR1 interacting protein 2 (gene nufip2). Lineage: Eukaryota; Metazoa; Chordata; Actinopteri; Spariformes; Sparidae. The transcript has 4 exons. The record is from RefSeq and is a predicted model, not a curated record. Gene Ontology annotation, cellular component: nucleoplasm; cytoplasmic stress granule. Bases 272 to 2212 code for a protein of 646 amino acids. Gene Ontology annotation, molecular function: RNA binding.
CUCAGCCGUUAUUUAGCCGCGGAGUGACACUUAAAACAUCCACCAACAUCUUCAAAAAGUCCUGCAAGAAUAACUCAACCCAAACAACCGAGACUUGGGACUCAGCAGCGGUGACCACCCAAAACAGUGCCAUUUUUAGACGUUUACUGCUGACGUUUACAGAGGCUUCAAAUAGCUUCCGUUUCACCCUGCUAGUGAUUGGACUGUGUUCUGUGCUUACCCCAAGUGAGCUAAACGCAUUGGUUGAACAAGUCCGACAUUCUACACUUCAAUGGAGGAACAGCCCAAAGAUCGGGCACAAGACAGACAACAGCAUCACCACGGAGAGGACAGAAACUCUACUCAACGCACACCUUGUCUAAAACAUGAUCAGAGCCACUUCCAGCGCCAGCAUCAGGAAACGCAGACGAAGAAAACAGGUUGGGCCAUCCGGAAAAGCAAUAAAAAAGUAAACAUCAGUGAGGAGGAGGGAGAGAAGAAUCCACAUCUGUCUGAUUCUGUUGGUAUGUCGCAUCCCUCCAACAGCAAUGGUAACAGACAAGCAAGUAACACAAAUGUGAAGCAGAAGUCGACACAAAAGCUGUACACGACUGUUCCAAAAGUGAGCAGCAAAGGACUGGACCAUAAGAAGAAUAUGGACCUUAAAAAUGACAAAGAAAAGACCCUGGAUUUGAAUCAUCACGAAGGCCAGCCUUUGGAUAAGAAAGACUCUGUGUUGCUUCAAAAUGGCGUUUUAAACUGUGGCUUAAUUACAAAUGGCUAUUCUAGCAAGGACAAUGAUGGCAGCGGCUCUGAAGGUGGAUAUACUACUCCGAAGAAACGCAAGGCCAGAUGUAACAAUGCCAAGAACACUGAUAAUGUGAUAAGAGAAAAGGAGAAAGACAUGCAGCAGGACAACACUACACAGGAGCAAGGGGCUUUUAAUCUUGAGACAACUGAGAAGGGAGUGACUUCCAGACUGGACGGCUUUAGAGUUGCCCAUAAAAUAGAGGCUCAGUCCGCAGCUAGAAGGGCUGUUGCCUCAGAGGCUUCAAUGGGUGAAUCUCAGAGGAAAAACUCUGAUGGCAAAGCACUUGGCACCUUUGGUAAAAAGACUGAGGAAAGGCACAAAGCCAAGCUUUCCUCACCUUCAAAAGAGGACUCAUGGACUUUGUUCAAGCCCCCUCCAGUAUUUCCUGUGGACAAUAGCAGUGCUAAAAUUGUUCCCAAGAUCAGUUAUGCAAGUAAAGUAAAAGAAAACCUCAACAAAGUAGCUCAAGGUGGAGGAGAGGCACUGCCUCCUCCUGUUAGACUGUCACAGGUCCCUAUGUCUGCUAUGAAAACUAUCACCUCAGCUAGCUUUACUAAUGGUCCGGUUUCUGGAAAUGGAAACGGCUGUCCAGUGGGUACCUUCUUCGCUCCUGCUGCUAGUAGUAUUCCACCAGCCCCAUCUAUCCCAAGUGGCGAGAAUGUAGCAUCUCCUUUGGAAAGUAACUGUAGCUCUACAACUAGUCCUGUAGAUGGAGAAGCAUAUGAGCUUAGAAAGUGUACUCUUUUAAUUUACCCUUUAAAUAUGCAACCUGUGCUCCCUAGUGCUCGUCACCUUGACCCACCGGCUGCUCAGACAAAUCAGAAAGCCUUGGGAGAUAUCUUCCAGAAUCAGUGGGGGCUUUCCUUCAUCAAUGAGCCCAACUUGGGGCCAGAGGGAGGAAGUGGCCAGGUGCCUGCGGAGGACAAGACUACUGUGGUCACACCUCAGAGCGAGUGUCAGGCUGUUGGAGCCAAGGCUGCCCAGCCCUGCUUUGAUGUUAGCCCAUCAUUCUUGGAGCCUGGCACUUUGGCUCAAGACCCUGAGAAAAGGACUUGUGCCCCUUGCAAUGUGUCUAACGCUUGUCCUCCUGCUUGUGUUAUGAGCGAGGAGAACAAGCUGCAGCCAUGUGGCCAGGAAAAGACAAAAGCUGAGGGCAAGGGUGCAGGUUCUGCUGUGUCGGCCCCUAGUAAAGACAACGGUGCUAAGCCUGCGCAGGGCCAGCUAACCACUUUGUUGUUUGGCUCAUCUAAAGAACAGGCCCACUCUAAAGACAUUGGCAAAAGGUGUAGCUGGGGGCCCAUUGACAUUAAAGCUGCUGUCGCUUAUCACACUAAAGAAAUGGAAUUCAUUUUCAACUUGCAAAAACAAGAUCCAAAAAGAGUAGUGGUAUAUGAUGAGACCAAGGAUGGACCUGAUCAGUGAGGUAGAUCGUCUACAGUACUUAUCUUCUUCUCUUCUGGGUGCUGCAGUUAUCUACCUUGGAAAUCAUGAAUCCUGUCGGACAGAUAAAGUGACAACUGUGAAAACAUUGAUAGUAUAGCAUGACAGAUGUUCCUUGGAAUCUCGGGUGGAAUAACACAUUUCUUUUGGGGCAUCAGACAAACGCACGCACACACACUCUGGAGGGACGUUAGAGGAGUUGAUCGGUGCCUCUCCGACAUGACAUACGACGGACACUCGCAACUUUGGAGCUGUGUUGGUCGUUUGUCUCGUGGCUCUUUAGGAUGACGUUCGGGAGUUCAACAAAAGGAAGGUGUCAUGGAUUGCACCUCCCUAAGCCUUUAUCCUGUUGAACUGCGGCAGCCGUCAGUCUGACUAUGGGAUGCCUCAGUCAUUUUAUUUCUUCACGCGUUCAAAUGAGUUCAUUGUAGAUAUGUUAGAAGUUAUACAUACACAUCUGUGUGCAAGCUUGAAUUAAUAGCGGAAGAAAGGAGAAAAACACACUUUUCAGCAAAGAAUGCCUUGAAGUUGUGGAAUAAAGAUCUUUGGAGUCCUGUUAAACUGUAAGUUAGGUGGAAGCUCACAGGUGAGGCCCCAUCCAGGAAGGGAGAACCUUGUCUUAAAUCCUUGUUAGGGGACAUCAGAGCCCAGAAAUUUUAAAAUGCUUGCUUUGUUUCUUUUUAUACUGUUUUGUCUGACUUAACAUGAUGAGUGUGAACCCCCCAACCCCCCUCCCACCCCCAGAGCACAGGUACAGAAGUGCCCCGUUUGAAGUAAAGCUACGCCCCUUCAUUUCAGUGUUUAAUACAGGUGUGCUAAAGAUUACAAAUCAGGUCUAUGUUAAAGGCAGAACCUCUUUAUCUUAAAGCUUUUCAUACAUUUCAUGCAAAAGGUUCAGAGUCAUAUACCUUCUAAUAUGAAUCCUGAGUGACAAAGUGUGAAGCAAGAGACAUCACUACCGUUAACGUCUUCUGCGUUUUGUGCUACCUGUUCAGCCAAGACUCAGGAUGUCCAGUCAGAUUAUUUUGCCUGCAUUUCUGUCUGUGUAACAAACUGUUGGAUUCCUCUUGUCAGAGGAGCAUGUGUUGCAUUUUUACAAACUACAUAUUCUUUUUUUUUGUUGUUUUCUGACUCUGCAGAGGGUCCUUGCUUUUCUGUCUUAUGACAUCUUAUUUUUGCAUUUUUACCGGUGGAAAUGGACAAGUCAGGUCGCUCUUCAUCACCACACAAAGAUAACAGUAACAACGACAAUUGCAAUACUAAUGUUAGGUUUCCCCCACCCCGACUAGCCACUAUGUCAAAACUGUGUUGAAAUGUGAAGAUGGUUUGUUCUGUUAAUGUGUUUUUUUUUUUUUUACUGUGGAUAACAUUUUACAUUUGCAAAACCAGUGUGCAAUAACACCGUGUGAUCCAUACGGCGUGAGAAAUGGGUUAUAUGGAGCUACAAAAUCAUCACCCAAGAUGCUGGUGUGUGUGUGUGUGUGUGUGUGUGUGGCCUGCAGUUCAUUUGUUGUUCAGAAAAAUGUUUUAAGGUGCGUUUUCAAGUUGUUAAUUUUUUUUUUUUUUUCUUUUUGCAAAAAGAACUUCUAUUGAAAGAUCUAAUUAAGUCUAGGGAGCCCAAAUUUUAACUGCUAACUGGCCAGCAUGUUACAUCACUUUCAUCACCAUCUCCAAAUCAGGAUCGGUUUGUUCAUCAUAACGAAGGAACUGUCCAGGUUGUGUUUGUUUUGUUUUUUUCUUUAGGAGAUUUGGUUAAUGUGUGGAUUAAUAGCACUUUAUGUAAACUAAUUGCUUUUAUCUUUUAAUUACUAGAGAGAUCUAUAUGUACUGACAAGAAAUACUCCUUGAAAGAAUGGCUCUGGGCUGUUACUUUUCAGAAAACAAAUAAGUUGAUUUAAAAAACAGAAUUAUAAAUGUAACUCAGGUAGUGUUGAUAAAGCCAUGACUAUGUUCAAUAUUGUUUUUUUGUUUAUUUCUAUUUUUUGCCAAACGUCCCCGUCAUGUAUUUUUUUUAAAAUUGGAAUUGUUGAAUUAGAGAGUCCUAUAGUCUCGUAUGAUGUGACGAAACACCAAAUAUUUAGCUGUGUGGAGAAACCGUCAUGGCAUGCAAAGGGUGCUGUCAUUGAUCAUCAUGGGCUCUUAAAAAAAAAAUCAAAGUUUUCCUGUUUUAUUUCCCCUUUUAAAAAAAAAAAAACAGAAAAGCACAUUGCUCCAUGCGUUAUCUAUGUAAACUAAAACUGUAAUCUUCUUGCAAUCUCGGAUGGUUGAUUCCUCUCCCUCGUGCGUUCACGGUGAAGCACCUCUUGAUUUAUUAUUGCUGAACAUCGGUGGUGUUUCUGUGGGGUUGCUACAAUCUGGGUAUGAGCUUUUGUUUUUCAAGUACACUUCUUUCCACUGUGUCCUCCUGAUUGCAGCUUGUGUGCGGGGGGGGGGAGUCGUAACUGCAGCCAGUUUGUCUUGACAUUCAACUUCCACGUCUAAUCUCAGUCGGCUCUCUGGUAUUUAAAAAUGCUUUUGUUUUGGCUUCCAUUGUACAGCUUGUGAUGGAUGAGUGUAUUAUCAUAUGCUGCCCUCUGAAUGAGAACAAUUGUGUGAGGGAUCUGGGGUACAGUAUUUGAGGAGAUAUUGCCUAUUGGCAUUUAGGCUUUUCAUGUUUUUUUUUGUGUUUGUUUUUUUUUCUGUGCUUGUGGAAAUUGACAUUUAAUCUGUCAUGAAGUUACACAAAACUCACAAUUUAAUUUCUCCCGAUUGCCCGUAAUCCAUAGGCAGAGUGAGGAAAACGGGUUUCCCUUAAGGUAAAUGCCAAAUAGUUCAGACAGUGAUGCAUCUACAGGCUUCUUAAACGUAAAACAGGGUGAUCAAAACGAGUAGUAUGUGAUGUUACUGUAGUCUUACGACCUUUUUCAAAUAUUGUUUGUGUUUUUUUUUAUCUUUUUGGAGAGGAUGGUCCUGUACAGGGAAAAUCAAGAGAAUCUCCAUCCUCCCACCCCGAGGCCCCUCUAUUUUCAAGCACUUAAUACAGCAAAAAGGCUAUGUUUGAAUAUGCAUUUAUAAUGAUGGAACUAUUAUUUAGCACUGUAGCCUGCAAACCAAAAAUUGGUUCUUGGAGCUGAGUAGGACGGUUAAUCAGUGUUGGGCGGGGUGCUGGGGUGAGUGACUGUUGUUGGGUGUGUUGAGAGCGAGCGAGAGAGAAAAGCCUGAUCAUGUGGAGUUUAUAUUUCCACCCUCCCCCCUCCAGGAUGUGCAAUCACCUCAAGGAUGCAGGCUUCUAGGUUGUGAGUGACGAGUUCAGUGUGUGCUUAGCGAGUUCUUCCUAUUAUAUGCAAGUUCCUUGUAUAAUUCAGACCCCCACCACCCCCCCGCCUACCCUCCCUGUUGUUUCAUGUUCAGGUGCCUGUGUGGGAAAAAAAUAAUUAUACUUUUACAGCAAUUCUGAUUGUUUAAAAAAAAAAAAAAAAUCUGCUUCCAGCAUAUAUCCGUGCCAUUUUUAUUUUCUUUGUUUUUGUAACAUUUGCUGUUUAGGUUCUCUUACAGCUAAUCCUGAUUUUUCUUUCUUUAGAGCUACAUGGACACUGAAAGCAAUGAGCAUUAUCUGUGUUUUUGUUAGGUUUUUUUUUUUUUUUUUUUUUUAAAUUUCAUGGCUUGUGUUUUCCGAAUGGUUUGACCUAGAAAAAAAAUAAGUAAAUAAAUAAAAAAAAAAAAGAAAAAAAAAAAGCCAAAAUCAGUUUUGAAUGGGGACGGAUGACGACCGCUUGCUGGUGUGUAUACUUGUUUUCAGUCCAUUGUCGAGUUAAUGUCUGAGGUGUAGCACAUUUGAACUGAUUUAACAAAUUGAUGUUUUUAACAUGUGUUGUUUUUCUUUUUUUUAAAAGGUUUUAUUUUUGAGUUGUAACCUAAUUUAUCCAUAGAUGCAAACGUAGGAUGAGACUAAAAGGAAUAAACGAUAACAGAAAAAUCAAGAUGUCUCAUUUUUGACAAGUAUUAGAUGAUUUAGUUCCUGAUUAACGCUAACGUAGACCCAUUUCCCCUCCCAAUAGCACCAAUGUUAAUAUAUUUGAAGUCUUUUCCAGCAGAUUUUAUACAAAGUCCUUUAAUUUGUUUCUUCAGAUAGCUGUGAUGGAGUGACGAGCAUCCACUGCAUCCCAGAGUUCCUCUUAAUAUAUUUUUUACUUGUAGUGAUCAUGUCAUGAGGGGGAGUGAGGUAUUAUUAACGUGCAGUUCAACAACUCUGAAUCUGCUUUCGCCAAAGGUACACUACUCAGAUAUUCAGCUACUGAAUGGCAAACGCACAGACCGGGUGGAGGGGGACGUGGUUGUUGUUGUUGAUGUCACAACCAGCUCCCCGACAUCGUGCUGGGUUUUUCGGAGGCAUUUUAGUGAAGAAGAAAAAAAAAAAAAGAAGUCACUACUGUAGCAGCUGAAUGUCACUUUGAGCGUGUUAUUAAAAACGGUGUGAGAGAGGAGAUGUCUUUAAAAGAAAAAAAAAAAAAACACACACACACAAAAAAAAAAGUAAAACAAAUACCGAAAGUGCUGCUUCUUCAUCCAGUAAUCAAUCGUCUGUUAUGGGAAAUGCUGGACUUGGUGUUUGUGCUCGACUUUGAAAAAAAAAAAAACAAACAAAACAAAACUGUCCCUCCUUUUUUAAACUGUCAUUGCCUCUUGUGGAAACUGUUUUAAUUUAGGGGGCUUUUUAUUGUUUUUAUUCAGUGAUGCCAGAGAGGUACAGUGUUAAUGAUUCCACAUGUAGGGAGUGAAGUGAAACAAGGGCAACAUGUGUCUUUAGAGGAUGCAGUCAUGAGGAAGAGGUGAUAUGUCGUGCCGAGUCAUCUUCUUUUUUUGUUUUUCUCUGUGUCAUCUCAAAUGGCUGUUGUGCUUGUUGAUGCAUUUUUUUGUUUUGGUUUGUUUUUUUUUUCGUCUGCUCCUCCUGUUAUCACUUCUACAUCUCUUGCCCCCCCUAAAAAAAAAAAAAAAAAAAAAAAAAAAAGAGAGAGAGAAAAGAAAACGAGGCAAAAGCAUUAUUUUCUUCAAAUGUCUUACAGGUUGACAUAAGUUUCAAGUGAGCAGUCUGAUUUAUUUAAUUUUCUUUCUUUCGUUUUAAAUUUAACAGAAGUGUCACAUUACGUUUUUUUUUCUUUAAAGCAUGAUAAUAACCCUCAAAUUCCAAAACAAUGUAAUAGAGUCAAUAAAAAAGAAGAAACCUCCAGUGUUCACAAUUUUAGUUUCCAUUAAAAAUGUCAAAUUUUCAUGAA